Capronia epimyces CBS 606.96 is the source of this 1365-nucleotide messenger RNA. RefSeq lists its product as uncharacterized. The record is from RefSeq and is a predicted model, not a curated record. The transcript has a single exon. The coding region runs from base 1 to 1365 and encodes 454 amino acids. Gene Ontology annotation, molecular function: DNA binding. Lineage: Eukaryota; Fungi; Ascomycota; Eurotiomycetes; Chaetothyriales; Herpotrichiellaceae.
AUGUCGUCUGGCGGAGCAGCUCUCCAGCCAACGUUUCGAGGCCAUGUAGCCACUACACAAGAUGCUCUUAUUCUGUUUGAAGCGUGCCUGCAGGGCCAUCUCUCCCACGUACCCCGGCGACCGCAUGACCGAGAACGGAGUACCCUGAUCAGGAGCGGCUGCAUAUUCAUUUAUGAAGAAAACGCGUCGGGAAUCAAGAGGUGGACUGAUGGAGUGACCUGGAGUCCCAGUCGCAUUCUCGGCAAUUUCUUGGUAUACCGUGAACUCGACAAGCCCUUCCCUCCCGGAGAGAAGAAGCGAGCGAUGAAAAAGCACCAGAGACGAUCAACCCGGCCGGGCGAGCCUUACGCCAGAUCAGACGGAGGCUCCUUCUCAGACGGACAAUCUGGUACCCUUGCGGCAGUUGCAGGAGACCGCGGCACCACAGCUGAGGUCGAGAGACAACUAAUCGGCUCACUUGUGGACUCGUACGGAUUUAAACAGGACGGCCUCGUCAAGAAAACCAUGAGUGUGACGGUGCAAGGGAUCACCCAUCACCUGGUCUCCUACUACCAUGUCAAUGACGUGUUAUCGAACAACCUGCGAACGCCUUCUCAAACAGACAAUCUACAAUAUAUCCGCCCCCGGACUGAGCUGAUCUCGAAACAAAGCUUUCGGUCGCCGAUUGAGGAGGUGGACGAUGUUGACGGAAGCCAGGCCGCUUAUGGGUAUAGAGUAAAUCCAGGCGGUGUGUACCUGCAAGAUUACAACAAACCGCAGUAUUACCUGCCCCAGAACUAUCCGCCUAUGGCUCCCCAGCAGCCCAGUGCGUCAGCUUAUGGGAUGAGCGUGGCCUCUAUACCCGCAUCUUACAUGCCGUCGCCAGUGACUACACCGCAUCUACCGGGUCAACGAACCGACUACAACCAAUACGACCAGGCUGUUUAUAACAGAAAUUACGAGUCGCUCAGCAACCCACUUCCUCCUGCUUCAAAAUCCAUCCCUCCCACGCCUACAACAAUGCCGCCCAUGAAUCCAGAUCGAGCUCAAGCACAGCCAAGCAUGUACCCGCCCAUGAGCAUGCAACCGCCAAUGAACAAUCUGAGCCCUGUAUCAAUGGACUCGAGAUCCCAUAUCCCAUACCGGAGCAGUUCAUAUUCUGUAAACACGAAUGUGUCGCAAAUGGACCACUCCCGCCAAAGCCAGCCAUCCGCGGUCGAAGUCAAAUAUGAAGAUCGCAGAGAAUCUGGUCAACAGCAGACUCAGCUUUAUCAAAGCCCGAGAACGCCUUACUAUACGGACGGAGCUGUGCCACCGCUUUCUCAGCCACAUUAUUCGCAGCAGCCUCAUUUGGGUCAGUGGGCAGCACAAAGUCAUGCUCAUUAG